UGAUACACAAACAUAUACUGAAGAUAUAUACUCUAGUAGGCGAUUAACUUGCUCAGAACUAGUUUGUACAACAUAUGCUUCGCAACUGAUCAACGUGUCGUGAUUAAAACAAUAAUUCGUUCAAAGUAUUGUUGUCGAACAGUAGAUUCACCUCGGUCCAAUUAUAAUAUAUAUUAUUAUAUUUAUAUGUAGCUAUACGACAGGCAACUAUUCAAUAAUAGAUAUUCACAUUCGAAUGCGAUUCAUAUCAGCAUGUAUAAUAAGUCUACUCCUUCUUGGGGAGACAACAGCCCAGCCAAGCCCUAUUAAAAACACACGUAGUCGUAUGGUCCAUUCGUCUGUAGAAGACACACACGUGUAUAUAAUCAAGACUGCGAAGCAACUCGCGCGGAGCCUCGAAACCCCACAGCAACGAAUUGAUACGAUAGCGGAACGUGUUAAAUAUGAAGUACUGCUGAAACUACUUACAGAAGGAAAUAUUUCCGGGCGAUCAAAUCCAGAGAUGGUGGUGACUGUGUCCCACACUAUGCCUCGGUUGGGGUUCUUCAUGCUGCGAGUGGAUGAGAAACAUUUUGACGUUGUGGAUGCAAUCUGUGAUUACAUGCUGACGGACGGUGAUGUAGAAAUGUGUGAGAGGGACUGGCCUGCUGAAUUGCAGUCAUCGAGGCCCAUUGUGAGAGAUGCCUCCGAAUGGGCAAAGUGGGGCCUGGAUCGUAUUGAUCAGGCUGAAGAAGUGAAUAAAAAUACAGACCCUGGUACAAAGGACGUGCUGGCUGUAAAUGGAGUGGGUGACGGCGUAAGGGUCUACGUGUGCGAUACGGGCAUCAGGUAUACGCACGAUGAGUUCAGUGUGAAGCCAGGGAGGAAAGCGGUGAAUGCCGAAUACGGAUUUGACACAUUUGGGGGUGACGGUUUUGACAACUAUGGCCAUGGAACGCAGGUGGCAAGCGUUGUGGGGGGGUAUGCGUACGGUGUUGCGCCGCUGGCCACCCUCGUUUCAGUCAAGGUGAUGGAUGAUGAAGGCAACGGGGACUGGAGUAAUGUGAUCGCUGGGCUGGAGUUUGUAAUGGAAGACUGUGACGGACGUAAUUGUCUGGUCUCUUUAUCUCUGGCUGCCGGGCCUUUGCCUGCAGACUACCCGCCGACGGCUACGGAGAGAGCCAUUCAGGAUCUGUACGAAGCCAAUAUACUGAGCCUGGUGGCCACAGGCAACAAUGCCGACGAAGCCUGGAAAUAUACGCCCGGCCGUAGCGAAGUAGCAUUGACGGUGGGUGGGAUAAACGAAGAUGACGACCUAGCUUCACAGUCCAAUUUCGGCCAAGGCAUUGAUAUCUAUGCACCCGGGUACAAUAUUAAGUCUGCGUGGGCGGGUGCCGAUACUAGGCUAGUAACUGGUGCUGGUAUGUGA
Messenger RNA from Sphaeroforma arctica JP610, 1408 nucleotides. RefSeq lists its product as hypothetical. Lineage: Eukaryota; Ichthyosporea; Ichthyophonida. The record is from RefSeq and is a predicted model, not a curated record. Gene Ontology annotation, molecular function: serine-type endopeptidase activity. The coding region runs from base 236 to 1408 and encodes 390 amino acids. Gene Ontology annotation, biological process: proteolysis. The transcript is spliced from 8 exons.